Molecule: messenger RNA, 597 nt
Organism: Trichoderma gamsii
Lineage: Eukaryota; Fungi; Ascomycota; Sordariomycetes; Hypocreales; Hypocreaceae
Exons: 3
Coding region: 1-597 (198 amino acids)
Biological process (GO): electron transport chain
Source: RefSeq, a predicted model, not a curated record
AUGGCGUCUCUCAGAACACAGUCGGCUGCUCGCCUGGUGCGCAACGCCAUGCGCCCACGCAUCGCGCUGGCGUCUAUCCCCCGCCGCUUCGAAAGCUCUGCGGCAAAGCCCGCCGACGUCGUCCCUGCGAUGCCAAGUGCUAACCAGCCCGAUUACGACGUUCCCCUCGACAAAGCCACUUCCACAUAUACUCCGGUCCCCAAGCGCGUGCAGGACGGCACUGAGGACGUUCUUCCUGCCGCUACCGUUUCUGGUGCCCCUAUGGAGCUCCAAGGAAGGACAGUUCGAAUCUACCAGGAGGCCAAACCAGCCACACAAUCUGGAGAUCACAGGGGUGAUCGCUGGCGAAUGGAUUGGGAUAUUUUGCCCAAGGGACAUCGUUGGGAAAACCCGUUGAUGGGCUGGCAAUCUUCGGGAGAUUUCAUGCAGGGAACCAACAUCAACUUCAAAUCCAAGGAGGACGCCAUUCAUUUUGCUGAGAAGCAGGGCUACGAAUACUUUGUCCAAGAGCCAAACUCUCGGAAGAUCACACCCAAAGCCUACGCAAACAACUUCCUAUACUCACCAAAGAAGUUGAAGCACAUUCGAACAAAAUAG